Molecule: messenger RNA, 2215 nt
Organism: Cyclopterus lumpus (lumpfish)
Lineage: Eukaryota; Metazoa; Chordata; Actinopteri; Perciformes; Cyclopteridae
Product: cytotoxic and regulatory T-cell molecule
Exons: 10
Coding region: 619-2031 (470 amino acids)
Biological process (GO): detection of tumor cell; cell recognition; positive regulation of natural killer cell mediated cytotoxicity directed against tumor cell target
Cellular component (GO): plasma membrane
Molecular function (GO): signaling receptor binding
Source: RefSeq, a predicted model, not a curated record
AUCUCCUUGGACCGUUGGAGUUGACUAGGACUGUCCUUCAAAUCAGACACACAAGAAGAAUACUUGUUUUUAUUACUGUUAAAUCAUAACAUUAUGAUAAAGCAUUAUAUUUUAGCUUUGUUGUGGAGUAACUCAACAGACCUUUCUUACAGAGAAACUUGUGAUGACACAAACAGCACAAAUAUAUGUAACUAAUGCUUCUCCUGCAUUUAAUACUUUUUAAAAUUAAAACGGUUAAUACUGAAUACUAAGAUUAUUAUCUUUUUCAUUCAGUCACUACAAUAAUUGUUGGGUAAUAUAACUACAACAUUCACUUUCAUUCGCUAAUGGUAUGUUAGGUUGUUUCUUAAUUUUUGGAUUGUCUGAUGUUUUAGAAAGUGUAAGGUUUUAGAUACAUCUGAUCUUCCGUCACGUGUGACCUCCGCUCAGGGACUACAGAUGAAAAUGAGCUUAUAGCUAUAUCUGGGAAGAUAUAUGUAUAGUACAGUGUCCCGGCUCAGUACAAAAAUUAAAAAGAAAUAAUAUGUAUGAAACCUGAACUUUUAACCUCAUCCUCUUAAAUAUGUAUCACACGAGAGUCUCUUAAACCAAAGAGUCUAUGAAAACCACCAAGCUGUGAUGUCAUGGAAGGUCCCUCUGGAGAGUACAAAUAGAUCGAGAGAUGAGGAAGCGCAGCAGAGUCGAAGUGUGACUGUCUGUGAGAUGGAAGUGAAGCUGCAGCUCAGUGUCUUCGUGUUACUCAUCCAGGUUUCACUUGCGGUGUGGCAGCGUGUGACUGUAAGAAAAGGUCAGACGCUCAGCUUAAGCUGCCCAAUAACUGACGCUCACAUCAACCAUGUCGACUGGAGGAACCCUGAAGGAUAUGUUAUGUUCUUCAACAACCAAGAAGUUUUAAAGGACAAGCGCUACAGCAUCAACAAACUGUCUCUGUCGGAAUUCACCAUCAGUAUUUCCGACAUCACCUUCAAAGAUGGAGGCAUCUACACAUGCUCUCAGUAUGACGCUCACACAACAGAGAAGAAAGUGGAGGUGACAGUGUUAGGCCGUCCCAAAAUGGAAGUAGCAAAGAAUGAAGGAACGUUUGUCAUAAAAUGCACUGCUGAGGGGAACCACUAUCCUCCCCAGAUCUCCUGGAAAUUGGAUAAUGGACCUGAAAUUAUUGCUCAUGGCCAAGAAGAAGUUAGAAAAUAUGACGACAAGAAAUAUGUCACAAUGGAAAUGCUACAAGUACGCUCAGUGGAGAACAGGAUCACUGUCAAAUGCCUUGUUCGCCAUCCAGCUCUGUACUCACGUCCUCUGAUGAACUUUGUCCAAAUUGGACCAGACUCAACAAAGCCCUGGGGCACAACCACGACCAGUUCCCCCAGCACCCAGCCUAGAGGGUCAACAGAGGUGCCAGGAACAACAACCGUCUUCAAACACGGGAGAACAACUGUGUACCUUGCAACCAGAGGCUCAAAGGGGCCUUCAUCAGAGAGCUCAAUAACGACGGUCACAGCACCCAGUGGACGUCCUCUGGUCCCUGUAAAAUCCACAGGCUCACAUCUCAGCACAGACGGCCUACAAGACUGGACGUCUGUCUCUGAGACAACAGAAGACAUCACAUCCAAUAACAGGACACAAAACCAAACAGGGAGCUUUAAUGACUCAAAGAUGCGGACAGGAACCGGAGGAAGUUCAUCAUUACUGGUCUUCCUGGUCACAUGCCUGAUCUUCGGUCUACUGGUGGUUGUCAUUUUCUUUGCCAUCAAGCUGAGGAGAGCGCACAUCGCCUGGAAGAGAGUUUUUAUUGUUACAGAGAAUGAGGAUACUGAUCCAUCAGAGGAGAGCAGUAAAUCAAAAUCAAGCCAAGAAGAGAGGAAUGCCCAAGGACAGAGGCGAAGAGGGCUCUUCAACACGGCAUUCACAAAGUACGUCGUUGAAAAACCAGCAGCGAUAAGCUCAGUGAUAAACACAAAUGCGAUGGCAGCAGCAGAGAUAGAUAAAGAUCAGCCUUCUCAACCUCAAACCCUUCAGCCAAGUGUGACAUAAAGGAGACAGAGCUAUGAUAAUCUGUCAAAUACAGUACAAUAUCAGUAAUAUCAUUAGCCCCAUAAGAAUGCUCACAGAUUCAACUGAUUAGCUUUUUACUGUAAGAAAGAGUGUAUUUUUACACAGAAAAUCAUAUGGGGAACUUGCUUAUAACGUGUAAAUAUUGUAUACAUUUUGUCUUCAC